AUGAAUUAAAGAAAGGGUCCGAAGUUUUUAAUAAGUCUAUUUGAAAUACUUGAAGUAGUUAAUUUAAUGAGACAAAGGGUGAAGAAAACAUCAAUGUUAUUAGAUGGAACAAUGAAGGUGAUGCCUUUGAAAUUGUAAAUGUGGAUUUAUUAGUUAAAUCAAUUUUGAGUGUACAUUACAAAUAAUCAAACUUCUUUAGCUUUGUUAGGUAUUAAGUAUCCUAAAAACAUUAAUAGAUAAUUAAAUCAAUAUGGGUUUAAUAAAUAAAAGAUUGAUAAGAAUUCUUAUUCAUUUAGACAUAAAUAUUUUCUAAAAAAUAAAAAGUAAAAGUUGUUAAAUACUAUUUAUUAGAGAAUUGAUAGCUAAAAUUGUAAGUUCUCAUAAAUAAAAGGUUAUGGAAUACUAAAGGGAAUAAAGAGAAAAUCUAUUUAAUGAUAAUGAAUAAAAUGUUUAAACUAAAACAAUAUAGGAAUUAUAAUAAAAUUAACAUAAGAUCUUUGCUUAAUUUAAGGAAUAAAUGAAUACUUAAAUGUAAAUAAAAUAAAUGAUCAUCUAUUUGAAAAAUGUAUAAAAUUAAUAUUUUAUAAGAAAAUUGCUGAAUUCAAUAUUUAAAUUGAAUAAUAAUGUUUCAUAGCUUAGACAUUAUUGAUUAAGGUUAUAAAGACAAUACCAAAUGAUGAAUAAUAUUAAUUUGAAACUGAAUUAUUAAAAAAAGUACUUUAAGAAUUCUCAAAUAUUUAUUUGGAAUAUUAUGGUUAUAAUUAAAGUCAAAGAAGUCCUAAUUUAUCCAUAUUAUAACUAACUCCAGCUCCUUUUCAAAUGAAUGAAUAAUAAAGAAGAAGUUUAGGUUUAGUUGAUACAAAUAAAGUCCAUAUAAAUGAAUAAAUAUAGUAAUAUUUAAAAUGGGUAAAAGAAUCAUAUGAAAAUGCAAUAAUAAGAAAUGCUAUUUGA
Molecule: messenger RNA, 951 nt
Organism: Paramecium pentaurelia
Lineage: Eukaryota; Ciliophora; Oligohymenophorea; Peniculida; Parameciidae
Source: the annotation of a GenBank genome assembly